Lactuca sativa (garden lettuce) is the source of this 1132-nucleotide messenger RNA. RefSeq names its product myb-related protein 315. NCBI's taxonomy places the organism in Eukaryota, Viridiplantae, Streptophyta, Magnoliopsida, Asterales, Asteraceae. The record is from RefSeq and is a predicted model, not a curated record.
CAUCAUCAACUUGCUUUCAAAUACGUUUUUAAUAUUCGAAAAUUAUCUGUCGUAGGAAUCUUUGCUUGGUUUUUAAGAGGGUUUGCUUGGUUUUUGUGGGUUCGGGAAGAACAGGAGAAAGAACAGAAAUUAACAAGACUAAGAAGGUUUCUGGGAAUUUGAUUUACGGGAACAUAUGGGGAGACAGCCAUGUUGUGAUCGAGCGGGGUUGAAGAGAGGUCCAUGGACUAUGGAAGAAGAUCGAAGACUUAUGAAUUUUAUCAUCAACAAUGGCAUCCAAUGUUGGCGAAUGGUUCCUAAGCUUGCAGGUUUGCUAAGAUGUGGGAAGAGUUGUAGGUUGAGAUGGAUUAAUUAUCUAAGGCCUGAUCUCAAAAGAGGGACACUAUCAGAAGCGGAAGAGGAUCAGAUUAUUGAACUUCAUGCUCGUCUUGGAAAUAGGUGGUCAAAGAUUGCCUCGCAUUUUCCAGGGCGUACAGAUAAUGAAAUCAAGAAUCACUGGAAUACUCGAAUCAAGAAAAAGUUAAAGCUUCUUGGAGUAGACCCGAACACCCACAAACAAAUUGAUGAAGAGAAAAAACAAGAUAUGGGACCCAAGAAUGAGCAAUGUAACACCAUCUAUGAUGUCACAUCGAAUAAUGGAAAUACACAAGUCGGUCAUAAGAAGAUAGAUGAACAUAGACUCGACAAUGACAUAAACUCCCAGAACCAUCAUGACAUGGUUUGCAAGAACUUCGACAUGGAUUUACGAACAAAUAUGAAUCAGGAAGAAUCAACGUCAAAAUCAUUUAGCUAUUCUCAUUCGUAUUCUUAUGAGGAUUCAAUGAACCCUGAUCUUUAUAUUGGAGAAUCCCCUUUCGUAGAAGGAGAUUAUUCUUUACAACAAUGGGUUGAUGGUGUAGAUCCAUCGUUGUUAUGGGAUUACCUCAGUCAACAAGAGGAUACAUUUUUCCUUUUAGGAAACACUUAGUGGUAAAUGUGGUAUAUCUUUUUGUUCAUUAUAUUAAUGUUGUUAGUAGGUCAUUAAUUAAGAAAAAAAAUUGAAAAAGAAAGAAGACCGAGCUUAAUUAUGUUAUCAACUCUUGAUAUUCGAAUUUUGUAUUAAAGAAAAGAAUGUAAUUCUCUCUAAUAUUGA